This is a messenger RNA of Phyllostomus hastatus (greater spear-nosed bat), 2006 nucleotides long. It is a transcript of the gene SETD4, whose product is annotated as SET domain containing 4. The transcript is spliced from 11 exons. Lineage: Eukaryota; Metazoa; Chordata; Mammalia; Chiroptera; Phyllostomidae. Gene Ontology annotation, biological process: positive regulation of transcription by RNA polymerase II; peptidyl-lysine dimethylation; peptidyl-lysine monomethylation. The coding region runs from base 557 to 1879 and encodes 440 amino acids. The record is from RefSeq and is a predicted model, not a curated record. Gene Ontology annotation, molecular function: protein binding; histone H3K36 methyltransferase activity; histone H3K4 methyltransferase activity.
UGGCUGCCAGGGCUUUUUGGUUCCGGGGCGAGGUGAAGGUCAGCGGACCAAAGGGUGGGUGCCUGUUCUGAGGGUCUGGCCUGAGGUGCGCGCCUAGGAGGUUCCUCCCCUUUAGCAGGCAAAAGGUGACUCCGCAGGUCGGCUCAUGAGAGUGCAGGUUCCCCUCAACUGGGGUCCGGGGACCUAGAUCAUGGCGGGUCUGGGCGUCCUCGGCGCAUCCGAAAUACACUGCGCAUGCGCCCGGCAGUAGCCAGCUGGGGAGACGGGGGCUCCUCCUGGCAAGCGAGGACUUGGUUUCGGCUGGUGAAGACUCCAUGCAGUCCUGACGGCGCCCAGCCCCUCCCUCUGCCGCCGCGGCCCGUUUCUUUAAUUCGCGAUCAUUUGGGUGCUGUUCCCGGUGUCCACGCGCCUUGGGCCCACUUGCCCCGCCGCCAUGUUGAAGCCGGCGCCCUUCUCCAAGGUACAAAGAGCAGUGAUUAUCACACACUGGGAGAAAAGGCAAAGGAGAUGCUUUUUAUUUUAGAUCGGACACCUAAACAGAAACUGCGAUUUCAGUAUGAAGAAGGGAAGAGGAAGAACAAGCCGGAGGAGAAGACGAAAACUCCGUAGAAGUUCUGAAUCAAGAGGAGUGAAUGAGAGCUGCAGGCCUGAGUUUAUAGAGCUUAAGAAGUGGCUGAAGGAUAGGAAGUUCGAAGGUGCAAACUUGGUGCCUGCCCGCUUCCCAGGUACGGGCAGAGGGCUGAUGAGCACCACACCCCUGCAGGAGGGACAGGUGAUUCUGUCGUUGCCCGAGAGCUGCCUGCUCACCACGGACACCGUGAUCAGGAGCUACCUGGGGGCGUACGUCGCUAAGUGGCAGCCUCCUCCGUCCCCUCUGGUGGCCCUGUGUGCCUUCCUGAUCGCAGAGAAGCACGCCGGGAACCGGUCCCCCUGGAAGCCCUACCUGGAGGUGCUGCCGGAGGCCUACUCCUGCCCCGUUUGUUUGGAGCCGGAGGUGGUGGAGCUGCUCCCAGGACCUCUGAAGGCGCAGGCCCGGGAGCAGAGAGCCCGCGUGCAGGAGCUGUUCACGGCCUCCAGGGCCUUCUUCUCUUCCCUGCAGCCUCUGUUCUCCGAGGCUGUGGAGAGCGUCUUCAGCUACGGCGCCUUCCUGUGGGCCUGGGGCACCGUCAACACCAGAGCCGUGUACCUGGCGCGUGGGCGGAGGCCGUGCUUCUCCGCGGAGCCAGACACCUGCGUGCUGGCCCCCUACCUGGACCUGCUGAAUCACAGCCCCGCCGUCCAGGUGAGCGCAGCAUUUAACGAGGAGACGCGCUGUUACGAGAUUCGGACGGGCUCGCGCUGGAGGCCGCGCGAGGAGGUGCUCAUCUGCUACGGCCCCCACGACAACCAGCGGCUGCUCCUGGAGUACGGCUUCGUGCCCCCCCGCAACCCCCACGCCUGCGUGCACGUCGCCCAAGAUGUGCUGGUUCAGUAUCUCCCAGCAGCAGAUAAACAGACGGGCAGGAAGAUCUCCAUUUUAAAGGACCACGGCUUCACGGAAAAUUUGACGUUCGGAUGGGACGGACCGUCCUGGAGGUUACUCACAGCCCUCAAGCUGUUGUGUCUGCAGGCUGAAGAAUUUCCACGCUGGAAAAAAGUACUUCUUGGGGAAACAGUUUCCGAUACAAACGAAAAGACAAGUCUGGACGUGGCUCAGAAAAUAUGCCGUCAUCUCAUCGAGGAGACUGAUGCUGUGCUUCAGAAGGUUUCUCAUAUGAAAGCUAAAGAAACGGCUUUGGUGACCCAGCUCACUCUGGUCGAAACGCUGCGGACGGAGGAGCUCAAGGUUCUCCAGGCGACUGCUGACACCCUCCACUGCCUGCAGGCAGCUUCCGCGUAGCUCCUGGAGCGCCCGCUCGGCUCCCGCGGGGCUGCGGCUCCUCGGUCAGCUUUACUCGGAGGCUUGUGUUUUACAGAAUCGGGCGCACUCAGCGUCCGGCUUCUAUUAAACAUGGACGUGCUCACUC